AUGCCUCCCCCAACCUCCCUUUUUCUGCUUCCCUCCACCCCAAGACGAGCGCAAAGGAAGAGAGGGGGGAGAGGAAGCAAACAAGAAAAAAAACACGAAAAGAAAAGGUAUACAAAAAAAGAACAAUUCCAUCCCCUACGGAGAAAAUCUUUGCUUUUGUUGGGACUCCAUUUCCUUUUCUUGAUUCUCUUCUUUUUUUUCUUUAGUUUCGGAAAGGAGAGAGGGUCCAUGUCGAGGCUUUGCUCACGUCCUGGAGGGGUGGAGGUCGCCUUCCAGACGAUCCUCCCCCCCCCCCCUCGACAGCUCGCGGGGAGGGGGGGGGAAAUCAUCCUCGCCCACGGCCUUCUUGGCAGCGGGCGGAGCUGGCAAACCGCGGCGCGGCGUCUUCUUCAGCAUCCAACGCUCUCCUCAAUCCUCCACGCCGCGCACGCGAUUGAUUUUCGGAAUCACGGUAGCAGCCCGCAUCAUCUUUCGCAUGCAAACGCGGCGAUUGCGAGCGAUCUCGAACGGUUUUUACUCCGCCCGCAGGGGGAAGAAACAAAAGGCAAACGAGGGGUGUUGAUCGGGCAUAGUAUGGGGGGAUACGCGGUGAUGGGGAUGUUGCUUCGACGAUGCAACGCCGAGGCGAUUUGGCGGGAUCGCGAGGGGGAUUUAGGGGGGUGGGGAGCUUCGCAACGGGAGAUUUGCGCGCGGGAAAUGCGGGCGGUGAAUGAGGCGUGCGGGUUCGCGCCCGAGGACCCCCUUCGCGGAGUUCUUUUCGAUGAAAAAAAGACUACGACGCGAGGGCGGCUCGCGGCGUGCGUGGUGGUGGAUAUCACCCCCACCACCCCAUUGAGUACGGCCCCUGGGGCCGAUCAAGGGGUAUUUAAAAUUCUCCAGGCAAUGACGCGUGUAGAGUUAGGGGCGAUUCGAAGCUAUGACGACGCACAACACGAGCUCCAGCGCGUCGGGAUUGAAGAAAAGAGCAUGCGGGAUUUCAUCACCACGAAUAUCGUGUUGAACCGGGGGGAAAAUGGCGGUGCGGCGAGCUGGCGAUGUAAUCUCUCCACGCUCGUGAGCUGCUACGAGGAGAUCUCGCCGGAUAUCGUGCGGUGGUUUGAUCCCAACGCGAUGAACGGGAUCGCCCCGAAGCCGUGUACGCUUCCGAUGCUAUUCGUAUUCGGGGAGAAAUCUCAAUUUAACGAUCCCGAGCAGCGAAGGCAGUUGAAACGCUUCUUCCCAAAUGUGCGAGAGGUAGUGGUGGAGGGUGCCGGACAUUUUGUACACUACGAAAAGAUGGAUGCCUUUGUCGAGGCAACCGCGCCCUUCAUCGCGGAGCACCUGAAAGACUAA
Messenger RNA from Phytomonas sp. EM1, 1332 nucleotides. Lineage: Eukaryota; Euglenozoa; Kinetoplastea; Trypanosomatida; Trypanosomatidae. The record is from the annotation of a GenBank genome assembly.